Molecule: messenger RNA, 2009 nt
Organism: Sebastes umbrosus (honeycomb rockfish)
Lineage: Eukaryota; Metazoa; Chordata; Actinopteri; Perciformes; Sebastidae
Product: 14-3-3 protein epsilon
Exons: 6
Coding region: 170-949 (259 amino acids)
Biological process (GO): signal transduction
Cellular component (GO): cytoplasm
Source: RefSeq, a predicted model, not a curated record
CGUGGGUAUCCCGGAUGGAGCAGCGCCGCCAUCUUUACGCCAGUUAGUUACUACCGGUGGCUCUUCAGUUGGAGUUCAGCGGAGCGACGGUUUGCUGUUGCUGAUCCACAACCAGCCGUUAAUCCUUCCCCUUUCCACUGGGACGCCACACGAGCAAACCCGGAGCGCCAUGGCGGACAGAGAGAACUUAGUUUACCAGGCGAAACUCGCCGAACAAGCGGAGAGAUAUGACGAAAUGGUGGAGUCGAUGAAGACCGUGGCCAGUAUGGACGUGGAGCUGACGGUGGAGGAGAGGAACCUGCUGUCGGUAGCAUAUAAGAACGUGAUCGGAGCCAGAAGAGCUUCCUGGAGGAUAAUCAGCAGCCUGGAACAGAAAGAAGAAAACAAAGGCGGAGAAGACAAACUAAAGAUGAUCAAGGAAUACAGGAAAACGGUUGAGAACGAGCUGAAAUCAAUCUGCAACGACAUUCUGGAUGUACUGGACAAGCACCUCAUCUUAGCUGCAACCACGGGAGAGUCUAAGGUUUUCUACUACAAAAUGAAGGGAGAUUACCACAGGUACCUGGCAGAGUUCGCCACAGGCAACGACAGGAAGGAGGCGGCAGAGAACAGUUUGGUCGCCUACAAAGCUGCUAGCGACAUCGCCAUGAUCGAACUCCCUCCAACGCACCCCAUUCGUCUGGGAUUGGCCCUUAACUUUUCAGUUUUCUAUUAUGAAAUCCUCAACUCGCCAGAUCGUGCUUGCAAGUUGGCGAAGGACGCGUUUGACAAUGCCAUUGCAGAACUGGAUACGCUGAGCGAGGACAGCUAUAAGGACUCAACACUUAUCAUGCAGUUGCUACGUGACAACUUGACACUAUGGACCUCAGACGUGCAGGGAGAUGGUGAAGAACAGAACAAAGAAGCAGCACUGCAAGAUGCGGAGGAAGAGACCCCCCUGAGAGACUGAACAACACAAUCCCCUCUUCCUCCUCCUCUUCCUCCUCCCUUGUUUCUCUCCUCCCAGCACUCGCUCCUGUCCCCAGCCACAGUUUCCAACUGGGUUUAUACUGCAGCCCACACUCUUUCUCUUCCUUUCCCUCCCAUUUCUACCCGUCUGUCUCACCCUUUCUCCUCAUAUGCAUGUCAUGGCACGCUCGGGUCUCCAUUUCAACUUCCCAGGAGGUAUACCUUAUUUCUGAUGACUCAUUUUGCAAGCCUGUACCCUUUAAGGUUCGUCUCCUCUUUUUUUAUUUUGCUUUACUUCAUCUGUUGCCAAGUACGCUUGCCUGUAUUUGUUACACACAUAUGCAAGGGUUUAUUUAAAGACAAUACUUUGCUGUUUUUGUUCCUGUACGUGUGUUUAUGAACAAUAUAAUGUCCAUGCUUCUUUCAGUCGGUCCGUUUUGAAACAUUUCAGUGUGCAAAUUGAGGAAAUAAGGCGGCGAUGGGAGAUUUAAAAGGGAUGUGUGAAAGCUUUUAGGAAGAACUAAGUGCCCUCUUUACUUUGUGGUUACCAAACCUUCAACUCAUCAAUAGUUUUUUUUUUUUUUUUUAUGACAAACAGCAGAAUGUCCCCCCUUCUCCGAGCAUCACUCUGACCUCUAUUCUUGUCCACUCUUGGACCAAGUAUUGUGCUGCGAGGCUGUAGCGCUUUUGCUAAUGGCAGAUAGUUAGGUAAUGGCUUUUUAGCAGGCUAAAUGUGUGUGUGCGUGGGAGGGGAUUGCUCAACACUCUUGAUUGUAACGUAAUGCAGUUUUGCAUUUGGCACCAUAAAAAAAAAAAAAAAAAGUUUGGGAACUAGAGGCCUGCUGUAUCUUUACUCUCCUGACUCUUUCAGGUUUCCUCGUCUCAACUCUGUCUCUUUCCUACUUUUCUCAUUUCCUCUCUUCCUUCUGUUCGGUAUGUGUAACGUGAAUCUGAUUUGUACUACUGGAUAUUCUCACCGGAGCCACAAGUACCAUCUGUAUUCUUACUGAAACACAGCAUGGAAUUAACAUUAAACUUCAAAUUGAAAAAUGUUAAAUUAA